AUGAGGAAAAUUGCCCUGCCCUUCCUCAUGCUUGUUCCUGUUCAGAAGCUAAUAAGGGUCCCCUUGGGCCUCCUGGACCACCGGGUGGUCCAGGUGUCAGAGGUGCCAAAGGUCAUCGUGGCGAUCCAGGUCCAAAGGGACCAGAUGGACCUCGAGGUGAAAUUGGUGUUCCUGGACCACAAGGACCUCCAGGACCACAAGGACCCAGUGGACUUUCUAUUCAAGGGCUUCCAGGUGUCCCAGGAGCAUCAGGUUCACCUGGAAGAGAUGGAGCUCAAGGUCAAAGGGUUAAUAAGGACUUGGAGUCUGAUGGACAUUUGGAUUUUUGCCACUGUACUGUCUAAUCUUGCUCAUAGCCAGGUUGAGGGUCUUCCUGGCAAAGAUGGACCCACAGGCCCACAAGGACCUCCUGGCCCAAUGGGCAUACCUGGUAGUCCAGGUGUUCCAGGUGUCACUGGAAGCCAGGGGCCGCAAGGUGAUGUUGGAGCUCCUGGUCCUCCUGGAGCUAAGGGUGAAAGGGGUGAGCGGGGUGAUCUCCAGUCCCAAGCGAUGGUGCGUGCUGUUGCUCGGCAAGUGUGUGAACAACUCAUCCAGGGUCAUAUGGCAAGAUACAACUCAAUUCUGAACCAGAUUCCAAGCCAGUCUGUCUCAACACGAACCAUCGCAGGACCUCCUGGUGAGCCAGGUCGGCCAGGGGCUCCAGGGCCACAGGGAGAACAAGGAUCACCAGGCAUGCAAGGGUUUCCAGGAAGUCCUGGUCAACCGGGAAGACCAGGAGAAAGAGGUUUACCAGGCGAGAAAGGAGAAAAAGGCAAUCCAGGUGUUGGAACACAAGGACCCCGAGGCCCACCAGGAUCUACAGGACCUCCAGGAGAAAGUCGAACUGGCAGCCCCGGACCACCAGGUUCUCCAGGCCCACGAGGUCCCGCCGGUCAUAUGGGGCCCCCGGGCUCACAGGGUCCUUCUGGCCCACCAGGGUACUGUGAUCCGUCCUCCUGCGCUGGUUACGGCAUGGGAGGUGGAUACGGUGAGCCAACUGAUCAAGACAUCCCAGUAGUGCAGUUGCCACAUAACUCCUACCAAAUCUAUGACCCCGAGGACCUUUAUGAUGGUGAGCAACAGCCGUACGUAGUUCACGGGUCCUACCCCUUACCAUCCCCGUACUCCCAGUCCUCCUAUCCAUCACCUCAUCUUGCUCAACCAGAGUUUACUCCCGUUCGAGAAGAGAUGGAAGCUCUUGAACUGAGAUCCCCGGGAAUUAGCCGCUUCACCAGGAAGAUAGCCAAAAGGAGCGUCCAGACUCCAGCGCGCAAAAGGGUGAACGGGAAAAAACCCUCUCAAUGA
Messenger RNA from Balearica regulorum gibbericeps (East African grey crowned-crane), 1344 nucleotides. Lineage: Eukaryota; Metazoa; Chordata; Aves; Gruiformes; Gruidae. The record is from RefSeq and is a predicted model, not a curated record.